AUGGAAGAACAAUAUCAACUAGGAAGAUCCUUUUUUCCAUAUGUCAUAGUUGGUGAUGAAGGAUUUACUUUAUCAGAAAAAGUAAUGAUGCCCUAUCCAAAGGACACAUGCUCAAAUAGGUUAGACAGAAGAAUAUUUAACUACAGAUUGAGUAGAGCUCGUCGAUGCUCUGAAAAUGCCUUUGGAGUUAUGGGUGCUCGAUUUCAGAUUUUUAGAGCACCCAUGAGAUAUGACCCUGAUGAUGCUCGAAAUUUAGUUAUGGCUGUUGUUUGUCUCCACAAUUACCUGAGGACUCAUGUGACCACUUUAAAUCCCUCACAUGCUUUAAUCACCGACAAUCACCGACAAUUCGAUACCUUAGACUAA
Molecule: messenger RNA, 366 nt
Organism: Frankliniella occidentalis (western flower thrips)
Lineage: Eukaryota; Metazoa; Arthropoda; Insecta; Thysanoptera; Thripidae
Exons: 4
Coding region: 1-366 (121 amino acids)
Source: RefSeq, a predicted model, not a curated record